Messenger RNA from Pseudomyrmex gracilis, 793 nucleotides. RefSeq names its product eukaryotic translation initiation factor 3 subunit K (gene eIF3k). Gene Ontology annotation, biological process: regulation of translational initiation. The transcript has 4 exons. The coding region runs from base 93 to 743 and encodes 216 amino acids. The record is from RefSeq and is a predicted model, not a curated record. Lineage: Eukaryota; Metazoa; Arthropoda; Insecta; Hymenoptera; Formicidae. Gene Ontology annotation, molecular function: ribosome binding; translation initiation factor activity. Gene Ontology annotation, cellular component: cytoplasm; eukaryotic translation initiation factor 3 complex.
AUAAAUUGUCAAAGUUAUUGUGAACACGUUUCUCACUUAGCCAACAAUAAUUUGUUACAUAUUUGAAAGUUUUUACAAAUUAAAUACAAAAAAUGGCUGAGGCAAUGCGUCAAACUGUGGCCGGAAUGCUGAAAGGCAUCGAAAGAUACAAUCCAGAUAACCUCACAACUUUAGAAAAGUAUGUGGAAAUACAAUCCAGAGAGAAUGCGUACGAUUUGGAAGCAAAUUUAGCUGUUUUGAAGCUUUAUCAGUUUAAUCCUCAUCGAUUCAACAUGGAUAUCACAUGUCAGAUAUUGUUGAAAGCUCUAACUAAUCUUCCACAUACCGACUUUGUUCUGUGCAAAUGUUUGCUCAGUGAAAAACUUAUGUCUGAAAGUCCUAUUAAUCAAAUCAUGUAUAUGGGAGAUAUCUUGGAACGAUGUGAUUUCCAACAUUUUUGGGACAGAGUCUUGUCCAUGUCCGAACUAUGCGACAGGAUUGUAGGUUUCCAGGAUUCGAUAAGAAAGUUUGUUUGUCAUGUAGUAGGCAUUACAUUUCAAACUAUAGAAAAAGGACUGCUGGCACAAUUGCUUGGUGGUGUAGAUGAUGCCACACUUAAACACUGGGUAAAAAAAUAUGGUUGGAAGGAAGACAGCAAAUCAAUCAUCUUCAUUGCUAAUCAAGAUGAGAACAUUAAGACUAAAAAUAUUACUGAAAAGAUUGAUUUUGAAAAUGUGGCUGGUUUAAUGGCUGCUUGUCUGUAAAACAGCCGUUACAUCAUACUUUUUUAAUAAAUUAAUUUUGAUCAAUUACA